This is a messenger RNA of Cavenderia fasciculata, 261 nucleotides long. RefSeq lists its product as uncharacterized. Lineage: Eukaryota; Evosea; Eumycetozoa; Acytosteliales; Cavenderiaceae. Bases 1 to 261 code for a protein of 86 amino acids. The record is from RefSeq and is a predicted model, not a curated record. The transcript is spliced from 3 exons.
AUGUCAAUUGUCAACUGCAGAGUACAAUACAGUAGUACGAUUCAAGAGAAUGAAGCAGCUAUUUGUAGUUCAGGUAACUUUAUAUGUUCAACGGGAACACCUCGUCAUAUCGCUAAAAUUAUUCUUGUUUCAUAUGACACAACAAUUGGUGGUAUGGUAUGUGAUCCCUUGUUGACUGCACUUGAUUUCCAAGAGAUGGAGGAAAUUCAAAUCGUAGUUGCCGAAAAUCCUAAAUCGAUCAAUGUCAAUAUUCUAACUUAA